AUCUUAAAAAUCAGAUAAAAAUUUUGUGUCUUAACUGAAUAUUUAUCAAAAUUUCUGCUGACAUCCAUGGUUCUGUUCUUUGUUUAAUACAAAUUUCUUUAAGAGUGUAACCCUGUCAAGAAUAUCCAUAAAAAUUUCUUUAAAAAAUGACGAGGCCUCGUUUAUGUCUGAGGCACUGAAACACUUUUCCCAUUUUGCUUUAGUAAGCUUAGCUAUAAACUCAUCUUUAUCAUAUGAUUUCACAGAUCUGACUUUAACAUUAUUGUGCUUAUUAUAUACAGAUUUUGCUAAUUUUCUAGUACAAUAUAUCAUACAAUGAUCACUGAAACCAAUAUUUAAUACACCAGACUUACAGAUUUUCUCAGUAUUAUUACAUAAAAUAUGAUCUAUUACAGACGCUGUAAAUUCUGUAAUUAUUGUUGCUCUUUAAUAAUUUGACUUAAAUUAAACAAUUUUAAAAGCUCAUUGAAAGAUUUAUACAGUGAUCCACUCUGAUCUUUAAAACAUAUGUUCAGGUCACCAAGUAAUAUAAUUUCACAGUCCUCUCUUAGCUGAGACAAGAAUUUUUCAAAUUUCUCAACAAAAUUACAAUUUUGAGGGGGUCGAUAACAAGUCCCUACAAAAAUUGGUUUAGAUUUUGGUAAUAAUAAUUCAAUACACAAAAAUUCAUCAUUAUUGUUUAUUUCGUCCAAAUUUAUUGGUGUAAACGCAAGGUUUUCUUUAAUGUACAUACAUACAUACACCACCUCCACAUCUGUUGCGGUCUUUUCUGAGGAAUCUGGAUAGUCUAUCCAGGGUUAGCCUCUGUAUUGGUUAUCGUUUCAUCAAACCAGGUCUCGGUAACAGAUAUCACUGCUGCUUUUGUUUUAAACUCAAUAGUCUGUAGUUCUGGAAUUUUUGUAAGUAACAAGCGGGCAUUCAGGUGGAUAAAGUGCAUUCCCUUCUGGAAACCUUUAACGAAAUUUUUAUAAUUUAUCUAUUUUCUUUACAACAACAAACUUCCUUAUAAAAACCUAGAAAGUUUCCUCGUCUGUGUACUUAUCUAUUGUUGAAACAGAUUGAAUAAAUUGUACACUAGUAAAACAGGUAAAUUAUUAAUCAAGACAAUUUCAUUAAUUAAAUACCUCGUUUUAGUUCACAGUAAUCGUUCGUUGUAGUAUAACCUGUUUCCAUUUCACGGGUCAUUGAUCAAUUAUGCAUUAACCUUAUUGUAUUGCCAUGAACAGAAUUACGGAUACUAGUCCUACUAGAAGCUUGGAGCAGAUAUGUACUAUUCUUUGCUCUGUGGAUUGUAUUUGUAUAUUUAUCCUGUAUAUGCCUCGGAGUCCAGUAACGGUCUGCCAGGAACAACAUAUAAAAAAUGGACUUGGACCAAAUGGUUUGAUACAGAUUCAGGAGAACGUGAAACAGAAACCUAUGAGUCCAUUGUAGCGAGAGGUUGGAACAUUUGUCGUGGUGGAAAACUUAUAGGAUGUGAAUGUAAACGAGAUGACACAAAAGAAAUUCUGUCCAAUGGCGAUUUCUUUAAUACCUCUCAUAUACUCGGUACUGAUCUACAGUGUAAACUAAAUGGAAUCGAGUGUCAUAAUAUUCUAUGUAUGAACUUUGAAGUCCGCUUUUUAUGUGAAGAACAAUCAAAUGCAACUGCUCAAAACCCAAACUCAAGAAGAGGCGAGUUCUCCAGUGUAGACUGCUCAUGUGAAUGCCACAAAAUAGAUAAUUGCAUAGCUUCUGGUUUUAGGGGGGAUUCACGGUUUGAAUCUAAUGAUGAUUAUUCAAGUACAAAUGCAGCGUAUAUUCACGACAACGAAACAAAUGAUAAUACUGGAAGCAGAGCAAGGACAACUAGCAUUUCUAUAAACGUAAUCAGUGGAGCAUGCAUCGAAACUCCGCCUCCUACUUACUCAGAGGCCUUAGUUAUUUUGAAAAGGACAGAAGGUUUGGAUGCAACACAUUUGUGAGGGAAAUACAGAAUGUUAAAAAUAGAUAUACACAAAACAUACCAGAUAUAUCAGUUUUGAAAUAACACUCUAUUGGACGAUUGAAAAGUUCAAAUUAAAAAAUAUUCAGUCACAUAUAUCACGAAUGUUUAUAGUAAUGGUUCGAACAAACUUUUUUGAAAAGACAUUAAAUUUGCGGCUAAAAUAUGUAGUUUGUAGUCAAUUUCAAUAUCUAAUUUUGACACCGACGUCUGACAUAGAUUGUUGUUUAAUAUUUAGAAAUUAUUCAUCUAUAUAUUUAUAUAGAAAUGUU
This is a messenger RNA of Mytilus californianus (California mussel), 2253 nucleotides long. RefSeq names its product mucin-5AC-like. The coding region runs from base 1266 to 1961 and encodes 231 amino acids. Lineage: Eukaryota; Metazoa; Mollusca; Bivalvia; Mytilida; Mytilidae. The record is from RefSeq and is a predicted model, not a curated record. The transcript is spliced from 4 exons.